This is a messenger RNA of Nerophis ophidion (straightnose pipefish), 3989 nucleotides long. It is a transcript of the gene hnrnpa3, whose product is annotated as heterogeneous nuclear ribonucleoprotein A3. Lineage: Eukaryota; Metazoa; Chordata; Actinopteri; Syngnathiformes; Syngnathidae. Bases 137 to 1144 code for a protein of 335 amino acids. The record is from RefSeq and is a predicted model, not a curated record. Gene Ontology annotation, molecular function: RNA binding. The transcript is spliced from 11 exons.
AGUUUAUUUCCCUCUGCGUCUAUAUAGGACAGUUCCGUGCUGUGCGGGCUCGGAUACUGAGUGACGUCAGGGAGCUGGCGGGUCACGUGAUCAGCCCCUCCCCCCGCCGCGUGAACCCACAGAAGUCUGCUGUAAAAUGGAUGUCAAGCCGGAGGACUGUAAUUCGAAAGAGCCGGAGCAGCUUCGGAAGCUGUUUAUUGGCGGCCUGAGCUUUGAAACCACAGAGGAGGGUUUACGGGCCCAUUUUGAGGAAUGGGGUACACUCACAGACUGUGUGGUGAUGAGAGACCCCGGCAGCAAGCGGUCAAGAGGCUUUGGCUUUGUGACCUACUCCUCUGUGUUGGAGGUUGACGAGGCCAUGAAGGCAAGGCCUCAUAAAGUAGAUGGCCGAGUUGUUGAACCCAAGAGGGCCGUGUCCAGAGAGGACUCCAAUAAACCGGGGGCUCAUCUGACAGUGAAGAAGAUCUUUGUGGGCGGUAUCAAGGAAGACACUGAAGAGUACCAUAUCCGAGACCAUUUCAAGAAAUAUGGAACAAUCGAAUGCAUCGAAGUCAUGGAGGAACGCUCCACCGGAAAAAAGAGAGGAUUCUGCUUUGUCACUUUUGACGAUCAUGACACCGUAGACAAAAUUAUCGCUCAGAAAUACCACACCAUCAAUUCGCACAAUUGUGAAGUCAGGAAGGCGCUGUCAAGGCAAGAAAUGAAUGCGAUGUCCAAUAACAGGGGAAGGAGUGGAGGCUCUAGUAACUACAUGGGGAGAAAUGAUAACUACGGAGGUGGUGGAAACUAUGGUCGAGGUGACUAUGGUGGAGGACGAGGUGGAUAUGACGAUUAUGACGGUCCUAGUGGAAAUUAUGGAGGAGGACAAGGAGGUUAUGGAGGUCGGUCCAACUAUAGAAGUGGAAGUCCUGAGUAUGGCAAUCAUGGUGGUGGAUAUCGUGGUGGCUCUGAUGGAGGAAACGAUGGAGGAUACAGAGGGGGUGGAAAUUACAAUGAUUUUGGAAGCUACGGUGGUGGCCGUCAAUCCAGCUAUGGGCCCAUGAAGGGAAACAGUUUAGGAGGCAGAAACUCAGGUGGACCAUAUGGAGGCGGCUAUAGCUCCGGAGGCGGUGGUGGUGGUGGAUAUGGCUCACGGCGCUAUUAGAUAUUAUGUCGAUGUGGGACGAGGCAUUCUUGCUGAAAAUCUGUAAAGGCGCAAUAACAUGGAAGGGUCUGGAUGGGUAAGACUUAUUUUUCCAAAUAUUAUCCAAGGUUGCACAUAUUGUCAUUUACCUACACUUGACAACAGGUAAAACUAGGAGGUUGUUGUUUUUUAACUAAGGCUGUCAAAUUUAACGCAUUUAACUACAAUUUCCUUAAACGGUGCAAAUUAUUUUGAUGUGUGAUUGUGUACGCAUCUUGUCUAACCCUCAGUCCAUUCUGUUGCGUGAGAAAGUGAAUCUGGGUUAAGCUUCAUGCCAUAAAAGUUGUGAGGUGAAAACAGAAAAGGGUACAUUAUGGAAAGCUCAGAACCAAAGCCAUAUCAAGUCGUUCUACCGUCACAGCAAUCACUGGAGCCAAUGCCUGCUGGAGCGCUUGCAAUCAGAGAGGUGGAGCAUUGCUUUUGUGUUUGGUGCAUUGAUAACAUUAAAUGCAGAAUGUUACUGUAACCGGUUUAGUGAGAUGAGAUAAAGCUCAGCAGAAAGGAAAGACUGUUGGCAGGAAGUCAAGAGGCACUUUUUUGUUGCCAGGUCCAUUGUCAAAAAACAUCAAGCAGGCCCGGCUCUAACUAGGGAAAAGAGGGGGCUGAGCCCCCUCAAAUAAACGUUGUGCCCCUGCAAAUCAAAAUGUUUGAAGUUGAGGAAUUAUAUUUUAAUAAACCCACAAAAUGUAUAUAUACAGUUAAAGUACCAAUGAUUGUCACACAAACUAGGUGUGGUGAAAUUUGUCCUCUGCAUUUGACCCAUCCCCUUGAUCACCUGCUGGGAGGUGAGGGGAGCAGUGGGCAGCAGCGGUGCCGCGCCCGGGAAUCAUUUAUGGUGGUUUAACCCCCAAUUCCAACCCUUGAUGCUGAGUGCCAAGCAGGGAGAUAAUGGCUCCCAUUUUUUUUAUAGAGUUUGGUAUGACUCGGCCGGGGUUUGAACUCACAACCUACCGAUCUCAGGGCGGACACUCUAACCACUAGGCCACUGAUUAGGUAUACGACAAGUUGCCAAAAUUAUCGGCAGUCAUUUAGAAAUCCACUGAAAAAGGAACACGCUAUAACACUCGUAUGUUAUCACCUUACCUCUUCUCGGUCUUUCGGCUCAGAGGCUCUGCAAGUCUGUGCGCACACAAAGACACGCUCCUCCCCGCAGCCCUCAGUAAACCAGUGGCGACAAAUUUAAAACGAGACGAAAAGUUGUCAGAAACAAAAUCCAAUCAUAUUUAAUAUCGUCUUGUAGGUUAGUGGGCCAAAUUCAGAAUAUACCCGAUCACAGUUCUUUAAUAGCGUACAAUAUGAGAGAGGGUGGGGUUCAGCAACAAAGGAGAGCCCAACCAGGUACUUUUUAUUGUCAAAAGAUUAAGUUAAAUUUAUCACCGGCGGCGCCUAAACAAAACGCUGUGUAUUUAAAGUCUUCUACAUUGUAAUAAGUGAACACCUUAGCAAGUGAGGAGGACACAAUUUACUUUUGUCGCAAUAUGAUGCCAUCAACAGGUGAGCCAUCGUUUGGGACAUUACACAACCGUAAGUUAAAGCGGUGUGUGUUUGCUGCUUCAGGUGCUGUGUCGAAAUUUGCUGUACAAUCAAAAAGAGCAACUGUUGCUCGUCCUGUUUAAACGGUGAUGAAAACAAGUAUGUAGGCUACCAUUAUUUCCCCACGCUGUAAUAUUCUACAUGUCUUGCUUUCUGUCUGUUAGUAUACAACGUGAACCUUCUCACGCUGAAAGUGUUAACAUGCUUAGUGUUCAGAGAACACAAUGAAAUAUAGUUAAAAAACAAGAGGUCAGUAAACACAAUGAAAUAAAUAGAAUUUUAAAACAACAAGGUGAACUGUUGACUCCUAAUUAGUUGGUACAGUAAAACUCAACUUGAAAAGAAACAUUACUAUGUCUAGAGUGUAGGCGGUGCUAUUAAGUUUCUCUUUGUGUGUCUGAGAGAGAAAAUGUGUGGAGAAUUCAGAAACUGUGAGGCAUAAUUCAUCUGACCUGAGGAUAAACUAGUUUGAGGAGAAUGUUUUUGUAAUAUUUGUAAGACUACUGUGCCUUUCCAUUUUGUUAAUAUUGACUACUGUGUGUGAAGUCCUACUAAAGGUUAAAUUCAGUUUAAGAAUUAGGCCAUCAAAUGAAGAUAAAUGUUGCGAUACUUGAUAAAAUGUAGAUAAAGGAUCAUUUAAUUUAUUUAUUUUACUUUCAUUUUUUUAGUUUCCCCCUGAGAGAAUGCCACCUUUUUGUGGUUGAGAGCUACCAGCGGGGGCUUAGUCUUCAAAUGAGACGCCCAAGUUGAACAGGUAUGAAGGUGGAGGCCUGACAAAGUGCAAUCCUAUUCUUCAGGUUGGAGUUGGACACAGGCCCUGAUUUACUAAAGGUUUGCUUGUACUAAAAUAUGUGCAAACUUGAUAGUAGAUCCUCUUUGCAUGUGUUAAGUUUGUGCAAAGUGGAUUGUGUCUUUUAAGUGAGCAAGCUGAAUAAGGCGCACAAUCUAUUUUGUGUCUCUGUCUUCAUUAAUAUGCCAAAUAUAUGUUGAUCAUAAAAAUGACCACAAUACUGAGGACAAAAUGCAAAUAUAAUUAGCACGCGCAAUGUGAUUUAUCAACACUAAUUACUGUUUUGUGAGCACUAUUUUGCGUUGUAUUUUGGGCAAACUGACAGUACCACACACGGCUGCAGGAUCAAUGCUUGUGCUGCACAGACGAGAAUCCUCCGUGCUACGUGUGUCAACAUUUUUGGAUUUUUGAAAUAUCGUCUAUUCAACAACAUUUUAUAGCUGCUAGGGGAAUUAAGGGGCUGAUUAAAACUAAUUCAAUUGA